This is a messenger RNA of Dreissena polymorpha, 7597 nucleotides long. Its product is annotated as neurocalcin homolog. The transcript is spliced from 4 exons. Gene Ontology annotation, molecular function: calcium ion binding. Lineage: Eukaryota; Metazoa; Mollusca; Bivalvia; Myida; Dreissenidae. The record is from RefSeq and is a predicted model, not a curated record. The coding region runs from base 182 to 757 and encodes 191 amino acids.
GUUUAAAUCACGUGACCCAAAAAGUUUACUAUUGGAAAUUAAAUUCACAGGUACAAAUAAUUAAAUGAUAGCGCCUGGCUUAAAAGAAUCAACCACAAAGUGAAGACGUUUUCUCAGGUUGCUGUCAGCACCAUCGAAGGAGUACCAUAAGCCUGUGGAAAAGGUGUGAACAGCAUACAGGAUGGGUAAAGCCAACAGCAAGCUCAAGCCGGAAGUGCUGCAAGACCUGAGACAGAACACCGAGUUCACAGAUGAGGAGCUGCAGGAGUGGUACAAGGGCUUCCUCAAGGACUGCCCCUCGGGACACCUCACUGUCGAGGAGUUCAAGAAGAUCUACGGAAACUUCUUUCCAUAUGGGGAUGCGUCGAAAUUUGCAGAGCAUGUUUUCCGUACGUUUGACGCGAACAAUGAUGGCACGAUAGAUUUCCGCGAGUUUAUAUGUGCCCUCAGUGUCACGUCUCGUGGACGUUUAGAACAGAAACUUAAGUGGGCCUUCAGUAUGUACGACCUGGAUAGCAAUGGAUUUAUAUCCAGGAAUGAGAUGCUAGAGAUUGUGUCUGCAAUUUACAAAAUGGUGGGGACUGUGAUGAAAAUGCCCGAGGACGAAUCCACACCUGAAAAGCGCACAGACAAAAUAUUUCGACAGAUGGACAAAAAUCUUGAUGGUCAGCUGUCCUUAGCGGAAUUCAUAGAGGGAGCCAAAAGUGAUCCAUCAAUUGUACGACUUUUACAGUGUGAUCCUAACUCAGCAAGUUGAGAGGUGUGGACAUGUCAGACUAUCUUGCUGAACAUAAGAUGGGUAGUUGUGAAUGAUAUUGAUUCUUUGGACUAAUGGAAGCAGAUUUAGGUGACAAUAAAUAUCAAAACCUGACAGAAACAUAAACUAUUUGGUGAUACAAAACCAACUGAUUGUGAAUUUAAAAGCCCUCUAUGUUGUUCAUUUUUACUUUCAGUCCGGUAUCAAGAAAGCUAUUCUUACUGAUAAUUAUGCCACUUUCUGUUGUAAGAACAUACAAACACCUCAAACAGUGAAUGACAAUACUUUUAACUUUACUGCAUAAUAUUAUGCAUCAAUGCACUAGUAUGUAGAAUGGAUUUUAUGUUUUGCAAUCAUUUUUGAAAAAUUAAGUGAGAACUGAAAAUUAGAGUUUUGUUUUUCAAGUCCAAUUAAGAUGUUUAUACAGAUGGUUAAUUCAUUGUUUAUCCUAGUUGCUUGUCACGACAAUCACCACUCUGUACAAAUCAAUAUGGAAUGAAAGCUACUUGUACAAGUUGGUUGAUAUGUUACUGUCAAGUUGCCAAUAACGAACAUUCCCCAAUGAAUUUUUCUUACCGCUAUCAUAUUUGAAAAAAUAUUAUCAUUACGUCAUCUUUUUAUCCUAGCUUUUAAAAGGAAUACACUGACCAUAAAAUAAGUCAUCAAUAAUGCUCUUUAUCCCCCAAAAGCUUGAGUGACAGAUUUGCAUAUGUCUCACUAACUACUCUUAGACUAGAUGAUAAAUCAAUAUCUGUACAAAAGCAUCAGCAUUAAAUCGAAUAGUGCCUGUAAGUAUAAUCAAUAUAGAUUCAAUAACAUUAAUUUGUUUAUCAGCAAUGUUUAUGUAGUGAAAGAAAUGGCUUUGAAAUCAGAUGAAGGGUCUGUCUCCAAUAGCGGUGCAACCGUGAGCGAAUUUCCAGAGGUGGUAUCUAUAUUGUUUGUGAGCGUUGGGUUAUUUUUUCUGUUUUACAUGUGACCACAGCAAACAGUUGAAAAAGCAAACAACAACCAUUAUUUAUAUUAUAUAAGACAAAUAUUGAAAAAUAAUUGGUCAUUGUUAUUACAAUCAAUUAUAUAUGAUGUUCAACUUGUAACAUUUUAGUUUCGGGGGUAUAUAACUAGAUCAAAAUGUAACAUUCUACAAUGAUAUUUUAUGUGGAUGUUGUAAGAUUAUUUUUAUUUUUUGUACUUGUCUUCAAAGUAAAUCUUAUUCACAAGAAUAAUGGAUCCGGGUGGAAACCAACCCUUGGAGAAUAUGGUGGUGGUGGUCUCGGUCCAUGCAAAUACAGAUUUCAUUGUCCUGACAUUAUGGAGUAAUAUUGAUGUGCAUUAUUCAUGAAUUAUUAUGAUGUUGCUUCUAUAAUUAUCGGUGAAACAAAGAUUCUUUUGGGAAAAAAUUAUCAACAAUCAGAUUUAAUUUCACUCAUGUACUUAGUUGUCACCCAUUUACAGUGUAACACCUUUUUUUUACAUAUCCCCUUAACUUUGUGAACAACCAUGAUGUUACAUUAUUCAUUAUUGCACCAGACGUUUCGUUACUGAAGAAAUGGCUGCCAAAAUUUAAGCAAAUUUCUCAUAAUAAAUAACGGUGCUAGAGAUCUACAAUAAAAAAAGUUUAGUGCAUGUGCAAAAGCAAGAAAACUUUCUAUUCAUAGAAACUCAAAGAAGUUUUUAUAUAAAUAAAUCGGAACAACAGUAGUAAGUGUUUUGUUAUUGGCAAACUGCCAGUAAUACUUAUCAUAUGCAUACAAUAGUCUUAGUUGUCUCCUUGUGGUCUUGUGAAUAUUCUGAAUGUUAUAUUUACAUAGUGCAAUUGUGUGGCAGUUCACUGAACAUGAAACAAAUGGUUACAAUACAAUUGCCAGGAAGCAUUACUUUUCAUGGCAUAUUUUAGUUUAAAGUGUGCCAAUGUUAUGAAAUGUGUCAAAGUUCUAAAACUUCUUAUGAUAGUGAAGUAAACAUUAAAUUCUAGUAGACACUUUGUGCCUACUGAAUGAAAAACUCAUCCAUGAAAAUCAAGAACAAAAUGAUAGUUUAGGUCAUUGUGUAUCAAAAGUUUGCCAGCACAUUUGAUGCAGUGUCAGUGUGUGUACAGCUCAACAUGCCUCUCCCAUCAAUUCCACAGAGGGUGUUUCUCCAGCAUGGAAAAUUAAUAUGAGAAUUGCUCUGGGAAAACAGGGCUUAAUGCAUGUUAGCAAAGAUUUAGCCUGUGCAAUCAGCUGAGGCUAGUCAGAGGUGAAACUUUCGGUCAGUCUAAACUGGAUUUGUGCUAAGAUGAACUGGAUUUUCCCUAAGAGGAGACAUCCUUUAACAAAAAAAUACCAUAAAAGCUGAAAGUGUUGUCCCUGAUAAGCCUAUGGUGACUGCACAGGCUAAUCUGGGAUAACACUUUACUCACAUGCACUGAGUCCUGUUUUCCUAGAAGAGGGCUCUUAUAUUUUAUCUAUAGUUGAAGUGACAUUACCCUAUGUCCUUAAUUGAAGUCCCUCACUUAAGUGAUUUUCCUGUUACGAUGUUCAUUGUUUGUUAAUAAGUAUUAUUUGCAUGCGUAUAGAGUUUAAAAAUACAAAUCGUCUGUUAUUGUCAGAAGCAUCAGCUUAUGCAGUAUUUCAAGAAGGUUAUAUAUUACAAUUAUUGUAAAGGUAAAAAUGGAUAAACGUUUUGUUAAAAUUAUACAAGGUGAUGUCAUUGAAAUGAGACAAAUCACGCAUUUUUGUGACAGUAAAAUUGUGUACAUAUAUUUCAAGAAAUUGUAUAUUUUGUGUUGAAAUCCAAGAUGAUUUUCAUGUACCUGAAGUUUAUGUAGUAUUUUAUUUAGAAUUGUAUGAAUGUAUGUAAAGUUAGUCAAAUGCCAUGUUACUGUGAAGAUGAAGAUACAGUAUGAUACAUUUAUGGAUGUGACACGGACAAAUCAGAUAGAAUGGGGUGUGGAAAGAGUACUGAAUCAUUGACCAAUUCCUAUGCUUUCUUAAAUUUCAAAUGCAAGUUUUUGAAUUCACCCAAUGUGUGUUUCUUUUUCCAGGGUUUUUUAUUUGCUCCUAAGAAACGUUUUAGAGGACCAUUAGUUAUAAUGGCUUCUUUCAACUUUGAUAACUUUUAAAGAUCUUGAUCUUUUAUUAGGGCUCUGGUUCUGUGUAAAUAAUUUAAACAAUUCUCAGUUAUCAAUAGAAAAUGUGACCAUUCUCUGAAAGGGCAGACAGUUUUUUAUCUUUUUAAUUUAUAAAUGAGCAUUGAUUUAUUGUAGGCUGUUUAUCAGUCUAGACAUUUUGCUGGCAUGUCAAAUCUAUGACAUGCUUUUUCAUUAACCAAAUACAGACUAUUUAUGGCUGUUAUUUAUGUCUAUGUUCUUACCCUGUCAUUAUUAUGUCGCAAACUCUUUCUGACAGUGUUUCUGCUUCAUGGAUGGUAUCAACAGCAUAACUGAUGUUGUUUUCACACACAUGCAAUAUGUAAUAUUAAGCUCACCUGAAAACAGCCUGCUGUUGGAUGUUGGGCUAUAUUUAGCUCACCUGAGCACAGCCUGCUCUUGCAUGGUGGGCUAUAUUUAGCUCACCUGAGCACAGCCUGCUCUUGGAUGAUGGGCUAUAUUUAGCUCACCUGAGCACAGCCUGCUAUUGGAUGGUGGGCUAUAUUUAGCUCAAAUGAGCACAGCCUGCUCUUGGAUGGUGAGCUAUAUUUAGCACACCUGCGCACAGCCUGCUCUUGGAUGGUGGGCUAUAUUUAGCACACCUGAGGACAGCCUGCUCUUGGAUGGUGAGCUAUAUUUAGCACACCUGAGCACAGCCUGCUCUUGGAUAGUGGGCUAUAUUUAGCUCAUUUGAGCACAGCCUGCUCUUGGAUGUUGGGCUAUAGUUAGCUCACCUGAGCAUAGCAUGCUCUUGGGUGAUGGGCUAUAUUUAGCUCACCUCAGCACAGCCUGCUCUUGGAUGGUGGGCUAUAUUCAGCUCACCUGAGCAAAGCCUACUCUUGGAUGGUGGGCUAUAUUUAGCUCACCUGAGCACAGCCUGCUCUUGGAUGGUGGGCUAUUGUGAUUGCCUUUUGUCUGUUGUUUGUUGUCAAUAUUAGCUCUUAGUCUGUGAACACUUUAGUGGCCACAUUUAUUGCCAAAUCUUUAUGAAAUUAUGUCAGAAUAUUAAUUAGCCCAAUGAUAUCUCUACUGUGUUCAUGUGUGGUCAAAACUAUGAUAUAUUUAUUGCCCAAUCUUUUUGAAACUUGGUAAGAAUAUUUGUCCUAUAGAUAUCUCAGCUGAAUUUGAACUUGGUCACAUUGGAGCCAAAAACUAAUGUGCUGAACCAAAUGAAAGAAAAAGCUUGUUUACACUUAUAGGGGCCAUAUUUAUUGCCCAAUCUUUAGGAAACUUUGUCCGUAUUGAUGAUAGCUUGGCUAAGUUCAGACUUUGUCUAAGUGGGGUAAAAAACUUGGUCACUAGAUCAGGAACGAAGUUCAAGCUGCUAUUGUUGAACUUAUUCCUUCACAUUUAAUAUCAAUUACAGUGGAUGCUGAUGUUCACUUUAUUGAAUAUGUUUAUGGUUAUCUAUAUUUGUGUUUCUCUAACAAAGCUAUUGUUAUGUAGAUCCGCAGGUUAUUUUAUACAAGAUUAUGAUUUUAGUAACAAAGAGGUCACAAUUAAUGUUAAUUUAUUUCUCAGUAUGACUAAACAAGGGUUUAAUAUAUGUUAGAAUUCUAGCAUAAAAUCUCUAUGCCCAUAUAUUUGUUAUCUGUUGUAAUUGUGUUAUAAUUGUAAUGCACUAAAUAAUGUUUUAAUGUCAGCUACUGUGCGUGUUACAAUCGUCUACAAAGAAUGACAUGUUUCUGAUACCUUAUCAACCUUAUCAUGUUACUGCAUCAUUGUUGUUUCUUCCUCGGCCAUACCAUUGUGCAGCUGUGUCUUCACACUUUAUUCAUGUGUAUAUUUCAUGUAUAUAAAUAUAAAUUGCCCAUGUUUUUUUCACCUCUUUUGCCUAAAAAAAUGAUUUUGUAAUCAUUUUGUAUGGGUAUAUUCAUUAUAUAUUUGUGUACUUUUGACAAUAUUUUGUGAAAUUGUUUUAUUUAUAUGUAUUUUAAUGUUAUUAAAAACAAACAGAUGUCUAUUAAUAUUUUAGAAAAAAAAAAUUAGGAACAAAGUGCUGAAUUGCGAUUUCCUUUGAGAGCAACGUCAAAGUAAGAAAUGAAAAAAUAAAAUUGAUUGUUACACAGGAGUUUUUGUCACUCUUGGGUGAUGACGUUUCCUCUUGCAUAAUCAUCUAUCUGUUUUAUUUUCUAGCAAUAUUGUUCUUUGUCAAUGCUAUAAUCUGUAAGUUUGUUUUAAUGUUCUCGCAUAUAUUCUCAAAUGAGUAGCUUUAUUACAUCCAUCUACCUUUAUGUAAAGAACAUAACCUUCAUUCAGGUCAACUUUCAGUUGUCCAGUGAAAGUCCAACAGUAUCUGUACAUAUUGUUUCACCCAUUGGUCAAAAUAACUCAAUUUCUUGUUUAUUACCAAUUCAUGCUGUAUUGUAGACAUGUUGUUUCCUUAUGUUUAGUCAGGCAGAUGUAUAUUUGAUAACUUUCUCAAUUCUGUAAUUUAGUGAUAAAUACAAAACCAUUUAUAAAUGUAUAUUUUGUACUUACUACAUUUCGUUAGGUCUCCCAUUUAUUAAUUUAUUUAUGUCUCCCAUUAACUCUUUCAGUGCUGGAACCGAACUUUGAAGGCCUUUGCAAACAGUUUGGAUCCAGAUGAGACGCCACAAAACGUGGCGUCUCAUCAGGAUCCAAACUGUUUGCUAUCCUGAUGGUAUUCUUUGAAAAAAUCGAAGAAAAUGCUAAUUUAAGUAAUUCAGCAGACGACAUUUUAGCAGGCGACAAAUUUCCCAGCAUGCAAAGGGUUUAUAAUUCUAUAUUCUUUUCCUCAUAUUAGAUGGUCAUGUAUAUUGUAGAGUUUAACGAGUUGUUAAUCAGAUAUAUUUAUUUUGUACCAAAAUCUUACCACGAGUUUUUUGCGAUUUGUUACUUCUUCAAUGUUUAAAUAAGUUGUAUGUUUAGCUUUAAGACCAAACUAGCUGGAAACUUUGUUAGCAAAGUAUUUGUUAUGCACAUGUUUAAGUAUGUAGUUUGUUUAGAAUGUUAAAGCUUUUCACAUGCCUCCAAAGUCAGGGUUUGCAUGAUUAAAUCUAAAUUUGUUAGCAUUAUACAAGUUAUUAAGUUUUAAACAUUUUUUCACAUAAUGUUAUUGCCUACAUACACUGAAUAUCAGUUCCUGCUAAAAUGGUUGAUAAAGUAUUGGAGUGAACUACAAAUUAUAAUGGCAGAUGAUUCUAUAAAGCAAUAUGUUCCUAAUGAUCAAGAUGAACUCCUAUUGUUUAUGUUGCACACAAUAUUGUUUAAUAGCUCAUGACAAGUUGCAUAAAAAACCAAUUAUUAUAUAUUACUAACCUGACAACCAAUACCAACAUAAUUUUGAUGUACAGUUGCGCAUACUUCAUCUUUCAUGAUCAUUGUUGUGUGCUGGAGAUAGUAGCUUGCGUAGUGAUUUGUCCCUAGCACGUGUUACACUCUAUUGUUAAUAACCAUAGAUGCUGUGAAUAUCAAUGGUAACCAGCGUGUGUUUCUCUACACUUGAUUGUUGUGUACAUUGGAGAUGGUGUACAUAGUGAUUUAUCCCCAAAACGUGAUGUACUACACUCCAUUGUUGUAUACCAGAGAUGGCGUGUAUCGCGGCGGUUGGUACUCAUUGUGUUUUGUCCUACAUUCGUACUCCUUAAACAGAUCGUUGACUAUGUUGAUGUCUUGAUGUCUGUUACAGUUGAUGUUGUCUUUGAAAACAUCUUACCGUAUUUUUUUUCAUAUAAAUUGAUUGAUUUGUA